AUGCAUGAAUAUCGUUUAGAAACUAAUGAAAAUGGAACUACACCUCAGGAAGAAGGAUGGGCUGUGUGCAAAGUGUUCAAGAAACGAAUAGCUACAACAAUGAGAAGAAUGGAUGAGUCACCAUGUGGAUAUGAUGAUCAAGUAUCAUUCAUGCAAGAGCUUGAAACACCAAACCGAGUAUUUUCUUCUCAUUCUUAUGCAUCAUACCAACAACAACAACAACACUAUCCUUGCAAACAGGAGUUGAAUCAAAUGCAAUACAAUAUAUCCAUUAAUGAUGCUAACAAUUUCCUCCAACUUCCACCACUAGAAAGCCCUAAAAUACCUAAUUUGCAGUGUUCAUCAUCAUCACAUUCAAUAACUCAUCAAGAACAACAAUAUUAUAGCCAGCACCACCAACAAAUUAUUGGCAAUAUUAUUGUGGCUGAACAAAUUGCUUUGCUAGCAAAUGAAUCAAAAAAAUCUGAAACUCAUGAGCAGGAAUAUGCUACUUCAACUUCCAACUCCAGUUGCCAGAUUGAUACAUGGAAGUGA
Messenger RNA from Vicia faba (fava bean), 534 nucleotides. Lineage: Eukaryota; Viridiplantae; Streptophyta; Magnoliopsida; Fabales; Fabaceae. The record is from the annotation of a GenBank genome assembly.